AGGCAAAUACACGAAUUUUUUAUUCAAACCAAUACAAUUGUGUUUUGUGCAAAUAAUUAGCUGCCAUCAGCGGCUGAGUUACAGCUACUUGUUCUAACUGAUGUGCAACACCAGCCGCAGAAGAAUUAGCUCAAACUACAGCCGCAGCACCAGUAACACAGGCAUUCCAAUGCACUUUCUCUCCAUAGAGUAAAACCUGUCUUGCGGCUUUUUGUUGUUGUUGUUGUUGACAUCUAUUUCGAUAUCAAUAGAAAAAUACAGGCCAAAAUACGCGUUGCUCGUUGUCGCGUUUGACUUUGCGUUUGCGUCGUUAGCAGACUACUAAGCACCUGUGUGCCAGCCAUAACAAGAACAAAAUAAAAUAGAAGAAAAAAAAGCAAGCUUGCUGAUUGCCGUCUUCAUUGUCCAGUCACAUCUUGCCCGCUCUUGAGUGCGUUUCAGACAACUGGAGAGCCGCGCUUAAAGAAUUUGUAAUUUGCAUAAUAUUUUUUGCUAUAUGCAUAAGCUAAGCAUGUUUCGUUCCAUUGAGUCAUUUCGCCACGGAAUUUUGUGCUAAACGUCACAUCUAACCAUAUACAGAAGAGAUAUAUACAUAUAUUAGCAAGCAAAAUGUCUUCGAUUGAAGAGAAAGUGCGCAGCAUAUUGAAUGCCAAAGAUCUGGGUGAUAUAACACCAGAAUUAUGCGACUUCUCAUUAAAAGAACAAAAUGCCACGGCCGAGGCACAGGGCGUGCAGCCAUCGGCAACGAGUGACUUUGUGCCGAAAGUCGGGCAGACGAUUAACUAUAUAGUGGCCUGUGUCAUGUUCAAUGAGCACGACGAGCUGCUGAUGAUCGAGGAGGCCAAGCCCAGUUGCGCAGGUAAAUGGUAUUUGCCCGCCGGUCGCAUGGAAAAGGGCGAGUCCAUUACGGAAGCAGCUGCGCGUGAACUCUUCGAGGAGACUGGCCUCAAUGCGGAGAUGACAACAUUGCUGGCCGUGGAAUCGGCGGGUGGCUCCUGGUUUCGCUUUGUGCUGACGGGUCGCAUUACCGGCGGCCGUCUAAAAACACCAGCCGAUGCGGAUGCAGAGUCCAUACAGGCGCUGUGGCUGCGCAGUGUAAAGGAGGUGCCGUUGCGGGCCAACGAUAUACUCAACAUCAUUGAAAUUGGGCGUGCCUAUCAUCAGCACCAGAAGCUGGCAAAGUCAGCUGAGGGCGUGGCCAAGCAGCCGCUGUGGCAUGCAAAUGUGCUGCCCACGCGCUAUCCGCACAAGCGCAACUAUAUGCGAGUGCUGGCCGUGGCGCGCAAGCGUGCCAGUAACUCGAUGAACAUACUCAUCAGCGAGAAGAAUGCGCAUCAUUUUCCGACUGUGGAGAUGCAUCCCAAUCGCAGCCUGCAUUCGACGUUGCGCAAGUUUAUGAUCGAAAUAUUUGGCGCCGAGCUGCCACAGCAUCGUCCGCAUGGUCUGCUCAGCGUGGAGCAUGGCACCAACAGCGAGGAAGGCAGCGAUGGCCUUUGCCUGAAUCUCUUGGUGGCCUUCAGGCCGCCGCUCGAGGAAAUUUCGCUGAUUGGCAAAUGCAUUUGGCAAGAGCUUAGCUCGCCGCUGGACGAGACGCUGGCCCGCAUACUCAGCAGCAAGAAUGCCUCCAUACCACUCAACGUGAUACGUUAGCUGACUAUCAACUAAUUACUAGCCGUAACUCUCUUUCAAAUGGUGCAAGCUUAUAUUUUAUGCCCUAGUAUUUAAAUAUACCAAUUGCCACUUGAUUAUAAAAUUGUUGCAUGUAAUCUUUUA
This is a messenger RNA of Drosophila arizonae, 1773 nucleotides long. Its product is annotated as 8-oxo-dGDP phosphatase NUDT18. The record is from RefSeq and is a predicted model, not a curated record. Gene Ontology annotation, molecular function: 8-oxo-GDP phosphatase activity; 8-oxo-dGDP phosphatase activity. NCBI's taxonomy places the organism in Eukaryota, Metazoa, Arthropoda, Insecta, Diptera, Drosophilidae.